CACUAGCAGAGAAAAAAGGUGUCUAAUGCUUGAUUUGAUCUCAAUCAUAGAUGAAUAUGAAUGUGUAUGUUACAAUAAAAUCAUAGAUAUAUAGAUAAUCAUAUAGAGAUGAACAAUUCUGAAAAAGAGAAUUCAUUGGCACUGAAUGUCAAUAUUAAGAACAAGAUUUCUGUCCAAUCUAAUGGAUCUAAAGCUCCACCAUCUCCUAAGCAACCUUUCUUCAUUGGUGUUGCUGGUGGAACUGCAUCUGGAAAAACAACCGUGUGUAACAGAAUAAAUAGUCAGUUUCGUGAUCAACGUAUUGUUAUCAUUAAUCAAGACUCAUUUUACCACUCAUUGAGUGACAAAAUAUUACAAAAAGUUAAUGAUUACAACUUUGAUCAUCCUGAUGCAUUUGAUACAGAGCUUAUGCUUUCAAGUGUGGAGAAAUUAAAACAUGGACAAGUUGUUACCUUACCAAAUUAUGAUAUCAAUAGCCAUAAGAGAAUUGAACCUCCACGCCAGGUUCACCCUGCAGAUAUCAUAAUUUUAGAAGGAAUACUAAUUCUUCAUGAUUCUCGUGUCCGAGAUCUUUUGAACAUGAAGAUCUUUGUUGAUGAAGAUUCUGAUGUGUGCCUUUCACGAAGGAUUGAACGUCUUGCCAUUGAACGUGGAAGGAACAUUCAAAAUGUUCUAGACCAAUAUUCCAGAUUUGUAAAGCCUGGUUUUGAAGAUUUUGUACUUCCUACAAAAAAAUAUGCUGAUAUUAUCAUCCCUGGUGGAGGAGAUAAUGAUGUUGCCAUUGACUUGAUUGUUCAAAAUAUUCGUACAAAGUUUGGCCAACAUGAUCUUUGUAAAAUAUAUCCAAAUAUUUUUGUCAUUUUUUCAACAUUUCAGAUAAAGGGAAUGCAUACACUAAUCCGUGAUGUCAGAACAACAAAGCAUGAUUUUGUUUUUUAUUCGGACCGUCUUAUUAGACUGGUUGUUGAACAUGGACUUGGUCACCUUCCUUUUACAGAAAAACAAGUCACAACACCAACAGGAUCUGUAUACUCUGGUGUAGUUUUCUGUAGCAGGCUAUGUGGAGUAUCAAUUAUUAGAAGUGGAGAAAGCAUGGAAAAUGCAUUGAGAGCAUGUUGUAAAGGAAUCAAAAUUGGUAAAAUCCUUAUUCAUGGACAUGGUACAAAUGGCAGACAGUUAAUCUAUGAGAAGCUACCAUCUGAUAUUGCAAGUCGACAUGUGCUGCUACUUGAUCCUGUUCUUGCCACAGGAAAUUCUGCAGUGAAAGCUAUCUCUCUACUACUCAAAAAGGGUGUAUCAGAAGCCAACAUCAUUUUUCUAAACUUAAUAGCAGCACCACAAGGAAUAAAUGCAGUUUGUGAAAGAUUUCCAAUGCUAAAACUUGUUACAUCUGAGAUUGAUGCAUCACUAAACGAGGAUUCUCGUGUCAUCCCCGGAUUGGGGGAGUUUGGCGAUCGUUACUUUGCCACUGAUGAUUAGAUCAAUAGAAAAAUUUGAAAUUGUGGCAGACAAAAAUAGACAAAAUUCAUCUCUAAUCUUAUUGUUACGUGUUAGAUGCUAAGUUAAAAGAUUAA
This is a messenger RNA of Cicer arietinum (chickpea), 1574 nucleotides long. Its product is annotated as uridine kinase-like protein 5. NCBI's taxonomy places the organism in Eukaryota, Viridiplantae, Streptophyta, Magnoliopsida, Fabales, Fabaceae. The record is from RefSeq and is a predicted model, not a curated record. Gene Ontology annotation, molecular function: ATP binding; kinase activity.